UUGAAAAAUCUAACAUACCUGGUUAUAAUGGUAGAAAGCGUAUUCAAUGGGAAUUAUCGAGAAGAUUUGAAAAUAUCCGAUGAUGAUGAUGACGACGAUGAUGAUGAUGAUGAUGAUGAUGAUGAUGUGAAAAUAAUAGAAACUAAUCGAGUUUGGAAAAUAUGCGAGAACAUAAAGAUCAAGACAGAGAUAUUGGACGAGAUCGAAGAUUUCUCAGCAAACGACGAACUCGUCGUAGUCGAAGACGAGAAUCCUUUUGAGAAACGAAUAAUAAUCGGUCAUACGACCAGAAAAGACCUCGUAUGUACCAUUUGUAGAAUAGAUUUUCCAAAUGAAGAUGAAUUCAAAAGCCAUAUGAUUUUACACAGUCGCUGUGAACUUUACCGAUCCACCAUAUCUUCUCAAUUAUUACCAAGAUCAUCCAAUUUAGAAAAUCAUUCGAAAACUUACGUUGACAUUGAUCGCAAUUAUCAGCCUAUAAAAUUUCAGGAAGAAAGUACCGUACGAAUUCGUGGAAGAUUACCGAAGGAACGGUGCUUCGAAUGUGGAAUCUAUCAAAAGAAAUGUUCGCGCGAUCGCAAAGCGAGUUACGCGAAGAAAAAGUCGUUCGAGUGUACGAUUUGCAAAAAGAAUUUCUUGAGACGCAGUGGUCUUCGAGCACAUUCGAUCGUUCAUACAGCUGAUUCUCCAUACAAGUGUGAUAUCUGUCCGGCUAAAUUUAAAAGAUCUUCCGUUUUAAAAACGCAUAAAUUAACGCAUACGAAUAUAAGAAGAUUCGAGUGUGAUAUUUGUAAGCAUCGUUUUCAUUUGAAAGGUGCAUUAAAACAUCACAUACUCGCGCAUUACGGCGUAAGACCAUACAAGUGUGAAGAUUGUGGCAAAUGUUAUAGAAGAUCUUGGGGCUUAAAAGUUCACAUGUAUCGACACACAGGAGUGAAACGUUUUGAGUGCGAUCUCUGCAAAACACGUUUCAGUAUCAAGACGAAAUUAGCGAAACACAUAUAUCAACAUACAGGAGAAAAACCAUACAAAUGCGAGCUUUGUUCACGUCAAUACGAUGAAAAAUAUCUUCUUAAGAGUCAUAAGUGUCCAAUGAAUUUGGAUACUUUUUCGAAAUGUAAACACGAUGCUACACAUGAUCGAUCUAAUGGAAAGAUCUUCCUUGUUUUAUAACAAUUACAUUAUUAUUAAGGGGUAUCUAUCAUGA
Messenger RNA from Polistes canadensis, 1207 nucleotides. Its product is annotated as zinc finger protein 98. NCBI's taxonomy places the organism in Eukaryota, Metazoa, Arthropoda, Insecta, Hymenoptera, Vespidae. The transcript is spliced from 5 exons. The coding region runs from base 28 to 1173 and encodes 381 amino acids. The record is from RefSeq and is a predicted model, not a curated record.